AUGCCUCCCAAGACCGCCGCCGCGAAGAAGUCUGGCCACGCCAGCUACCAGGACAUGAUCACUGAUGCCAUUGUCAACCUCAAGGACCGAAAGGGCUCCAGCCGUCAGUCCCUGAAGAAGUAUGUCAAGGCAAACAACACUCUCAAUGUCACGGACAACAUGUUCGACUCGCUCUUCAACAAGGCCCUGAAGGCUGGCGUUGACAAGGGUAUCUUCGAGCAGCCCAAGGGUCCUUCUGGUGGCACCAAGCUCGCCAAGAAGCAGCCCGAGCCUAAGAAGGAGAAGAAGCCUGCCCCUGCUCCCAAGAAGGAGGCUGCCGAGAAGGCUCCCGCCAAGAAGCCCGCCGCUAAGAAGGCCGCUGCCCCCAAGAAGGCUGCCACUGAGAAGAAGCCUGCUGCCGAGAAGAAGGCUGCCGCUGAAAAGCCCGCUCCUGCAAAGAAGGCUGCUCCUAAGAAGGCUGCCGCCGCUGCCACUGAGAAGAAGGCUCCCGCUGAGAAGAAGGCCGCCGCCCCCAAGAAGGCUGCUGCUCCCAAGAAGGCCGAGAAGGCUGAGAAGGCCGCCGAUGCCCCUCUCACCAAGACCAAGACUGGUCGCGUCACAAAGCCUGCCAAGGCCGCCCCCACAAAGAAGGCUGCCGUGUCGAAGAGAGCAGCAGCGCCCAAGAAGGCUGCUGCCUCCAAGGCGUAGAAGCAUGCCUCUGGCACCAUUGAUCUUUGUUAAUGACGGCCAUGGCGUUCACGGUUUUGUUUAUGGUUCGGACACGGAGAGUAAGGGCACUGGGUUUCUACUGGGUUUUGAACGAGAGCGCGGGUCUGUUGAUUGUUUGAUUGCACGCGUGCACAGAGACACCAUUCACAUCCUCGGUCGUCUUCGUGCAAGGAGCGAAUGA
Molecule: messenger RNA, 889 nt
Organism: Fusarium falciforme
Lineage: Eukaryota; Fungi; Ascomycota; Sordariomycetes; Hypocreales; Nectriaceae
Product: Histone H1
Exons: 5
Coding region: 1-687 (228 amino acids)
Biological process (GO): nucleosome assembly
Cellular component (GO): nucleosome
Molecular function (GO): structural constituent of chromatin; DNA binding
Source: RefSeq, a predicted model, not a curated record